AUGAAGGGAUUCAUCGCCACCGCAGUCACUGCUCUGCCUCUGGCAACUACUACCAGAGCCACAUGUGAGAGUCCAAGCGUGCGAAAGUCCUGGUCCGCUCUGACCCUCGACGAGCGCGCCGAGUAUAUCAACUCGACCCUCUGCCUCAUGAACCCGGUACUCGCCCCCGCCAAGACCGGGACAUAUGGUUCCAAAAGUCGCUGGGACGAGCUGCUUGUGGCGCACGUCGCCCAAGUCCAGUUCAUCCACGUCGUGGGCGCCUUCUUUCCCUGGCACCGUUGGUACACCAGAGUGCAUGAGAACCUCCUCCGGGACGAGUGCGGCUACACAGGCCCCUAUCCGUACUGGGAUGAACAAGAGGACCAAGCGAGGGCACCUUUGGAGAAUGCCAGUGUCUGGAGCACGAGCCCGACUGCCGGCUUCGGCACCGGCAACACCGAUGCGGACGGCUGCGUCCAGGACGGACCUUUUGCGUAUCUACCGCUCAACCUGACGACCGAGCUCACGCGCACCAGCGACAGCUGCCUGAAACGGGUGUUCAACCAGACGCAUUUCGACUCCGUCUCACAGACCAUCGUCGACAGUUGCAUGGACAUCGACGACUACUGGUCCAUGUGGGCGUGUCUCGGAAACACGCCGCAUACGGGCGGUCAUUUCGGUGUCGGUGGCACGAUGGAACACGUCUCCUUCUCUGCCUUUGACCCGAUCUUCUUCCUGCACCACACGAACCUGGACCGCCUCUGGACGCAGUGGCAGUCGAAGAACGCCAGUCGGUUGACGGCCAUGGGUGGGCCGCUGGUGGCGACGCAGACCCUGUUCGGAGAAGCGCAGCCCUCCUUCCUGGGGGUCAGCGCCUUCGUGCCCUAUUUCGGGGAUCACGGGAACGUGACCACGGUGAACCAUACGCUCUGGCUGGCGGGACUCGCGGAGAACAUCACAGUGGCCGAUGCGAUGGAUGUGAGCAAUGAGAAGAUCUGUAUCACCUAUGAGUAG
Messenger RNA from Aspergillus aculeatinus CBS 121060, 993 nucleotides. RefSeq names its product tyrosinase family protein. Gene Ontology annotation, molecular function: oxidoreductase activity. The record is from RefSeq and is a predicted model, not a curated record. The transcript is spliced from 5 exons. NCBI's taxonomy places the organism in Eukaryota, Fungi, Ascomycota, Eurotiomycetes, Eurotiales, Aspergillaceae. The coding region runs from base 1 to 993 and encodes 330 amino acids.